Molecule: messenger RNA, 1402 nt
Organism: Colletotrichum acutatum
Lineage: Eukaryota; Fungi; Ascomycota; Sordariomycetes; Glomerellales; Glomerellaceae
Exons: 4
Coding region: 148-1119 (323 amino acids)
Source: RefSeq, a predicted model, not a curated record
GCCGGUAUUUAUGCAUGAAAGGGCAUGGUGUUCCAAUAUCCGAGCCAAUCAGUGACUGCCACUUGACAGCCACACUCUGAUUCACUAUCCUCCAGUAUCUCCUUGGUUCCAUUCCUUUCGCCUUCCUCCUUGCUCCCAGCAUUCGAAAUGAUGGGCGAAAACUCCAAGUGUAUCCAAUGCCAGACGUGCUUCGCGGCGUUUGAUACUAUUCAGAACUUACGCGACCAUGUGGGCGAGUAUCAGCGUGAGGCUCAUGCAUUGAUGGCGAGACUACGAGAGAUCCUAGCUCAUUUGCCUCCGCUUGACAAACAAAGACCGCCAUCCCAUGGAAACCUUGACGAGGGCGAUCGGGACCUUGGUGCUGAUGACGGCGAGGAUACCGACAAGGACGACUCCGCUGACCUCGAUGGACUCUUUUGUCCGUAUCCGGCUUGCGAUCGAGGACAAGCAUUCCAAACAAAGCAGGCCCAGAUUCGACACUAUGAAACUCACAUCCCCUGUUACGAGAUUUGCGUCUUUUGCCGAUACUCGUUCGUCCAAGCACGUAAAUAUAUUGCGCAUAACUGCAAGGCGAAACCCACGUCGCACGACCAAUGGAGGGACCAAUACAGAAAAGAGCGCUGCGCCCAGUUGCACCAGCAGGCAGCUGAAAAGUUGGACGAAAUGCUGGAUCUCGACAAAAAGGCUCUCCGGAAGGAAGACUUCAGGAAACGAGCACGUGAUGCAGAGGAUCAAUGCGCGGACCAAAGGCAAGCGCAAAAGAGAUCACGUACCACUCAUGGCACGAGCAAUGGACUUGAAGUCCGUGGUCAGAGUAGUCUUUUCGCAUCUAUGCGCCCCUUGACACCUCCGUCUACCAUUUCAAGCCAGCUUGAUAGCUGUGUAGCUCCAACUGCACCUUUCCCCAACGGGGUUACUUCAUCCGGUACAGACUUUUCAUUCCUGGAAGAGCCCUUCACCUUGCUUCCUGGACGAAUACAAGCUCCGAUCUUUCAUAGCGCCACCAUUCCCCCAUGGUAUGGAUUGGAACAACAGCUCCGGCUAGAACCAUACGAGAGCGCUUUGCACAUAUCUCAGCCUUCAUCGGGUGAUUGUUGCAAUGGUGCAUCAUUGACAUAAGGCGCGAUGGGGCAUCAAGGACCGUGUUGGUGUUGAUAUCUCACUUCAAGGGAACUUCAAUCGACUAUUCAUGUGAGAUAUCAGUCCUUAAUAUAAAUUACGUUUACCCUGAGUGUUGGGCUUUCCAUGCUUGAGACAUGAUGUUCAAGGGAUCGCGGCAACGGCAUUGGGCUCCAGUACUUCGCAGCAUCCUCCUUCCCGAAGGCAAACGUGAUGGCCGUACCAGCUGUGAUCUGGAAUGCCGUCCUCGCAUCAAGUACGGCGCUAUAAGUCUCGUCAGCGU